UACCCUGUCGCCCGGCUUGUGCAACCCCCAGCCGAGACGUAGGGUUUUGGCUCUCUGAGGGGACUCGGGGUGACUGCGUGUCGGGGUCCUCGGCCUGGGUGCCGGCAGCUUGAGUCCCCCAGUUUCCUGCCCGGUGCUACCGGCGCGUCCGUGCAGUCGUCAUGGAUCUGGUUUUAAACCGAACGGAUUAUUUACAGGUGGGAGUGACCUCUCAGAAGACUAUGAAGCUGCUUCCUGCCUCAAAACAUAAAGCAACACAAAAGGUGGUUAUUGGAGAUCAAGAUGGGGUAGUUAUGUGCUUUGGCAUGAAGAAAGGAGAAGCAGUGGCAGUGUUCAAGACUUUACCAGGGCAGAAGAUUGCAAGGCUGGAACUAGGAGGGGUCCUGAACACACCUCAGGAAAGAAUUUUUAUUGCUGCCGGAUCUGAGAUUAGAGGCUUCACAAAGAGAGGGAAACAAUUUCUCUCUUUUGAAACAAAUCUCACUGAAAGUAUUAAAGCCAUGCACAUAUCUGGCUCAGACCUCUUUCUCAGUGCAAGUUACAUCUACAAUCAUUAUUGUGACUGCAAAGACCAGCAUUAUUACCUUUGUGGGGAUAAAAUAAAUGAUGUCAUCUGCCUUCCAGUGGAAAGAUUACCUCGUAUUGUACCAAUAUUGGCGUGUCAAGACAGAGUGCUCAGAGUUUUGCAGGGAUCUGAUGUGAUGUAUGAAAUUGAAGUUCCUGGCCCACCUACUGUCUUAGCAUUACACAAUGGAAAUGGCGGUGAUUCUGGAGAAGAUCUUUUGUUUGGAACAUCAGAUGGAAAACUGGGGCUUAUUCAGAUCACUACAUCGAAACCAGUACACAAGUGGGAAAUUCGAAAUGAGAAAAAGAGGGGAGGUAUUUUGUGUAUUGAUAGCUUUGACAUCGUGGGUGAUGGGGUUAAAGAUUUGCUUGUUGGGAGAGAUGAUGGAAUGGUGGAAGUGUAUAAUUUUGAUAAUCCAAAUGAACCUGUUGUACGAUUUGAUCAGACGUUGUCUGAAAGUGUCACAUCUCUCCAGGGUGGUUGUGUAGGGAAAGAUGGCUAUGAUGAAAUUGUGGUGUCCACAUACUCAGGCUGGAUUACAGGUCUGACAACAGAGCCCAUUCAUAAGGAAAGUGGACCAGGAGAAGAACUAAAAAUUAAUAAGGAGAUGCAAAAUAAAAUUUCUUCUUUACGGAGUGAAUUGGAACAUCUGCAGUAUAAGGUGUUGCAGGAAAGAGAGAACUAUCAACAGUGUUCUCAAUCAAGCAAAGCAAAAUCAACAGUACCUUCAUUUAGUGUAAAUGACAAAUUUACAUUAAAUAAAGAUGAUGCCAGCUACAGCCUUAUCUUAGAAGUGCAGACUGCAAUAGAUAAUGUUUUAAUACAGAGUGAUGUUCCAAUAGAUUUACUAGAUGUGGAGAAAAAUUCUGCUGUUGUUAGCUUUAGCAGUUGUGAUUCUGAGACAAAUGACAACUUUCUUCUCGCCACUUACCGGUGCCAGGCAAAUACCACUAGGCUGGAACUCAAGAUUCGCUCAAUUGAAGGCCAGUAUGGCAUACUUCAAGCAUAUGUGACUCCAAGAAUUCAACCCAAAACCUGUCAGGUCCGCCAGUAUCACAUCAAACCUCUUUCACUCCAUCAAAGAACUCACUUUAUUGAUCAUGACAGACCCAUGAAUACACUGACUUUAACAGGCCAGUUCAGUUUUGCUGAAGUUCAUUCCUGGGUGGUUUUUUGCUUGCCCGAAGUUCCUGAAAAACCUCCAGCAGAAGAAUGUGUGACAUUUUACUUUCAGAACACCUUCCUGGAUACACAACUGGAAAGUAUCUAUAGAAAAGGAGAAGGAGUUUUUAAAUCUGACAACAUUUCUACUAUAUCCAUCCUAAAAGAUGUGCUUUCUAAAGAAGCUACAAAAAGGAAAAUUAACCUCAACAUAACAUACGAAAUAAAUGAAGUAUCAGUCAAACAUACUUUAAAGCUAAUCCACCCAAAGCUGGAGUACCAGUUGCUUUUGGCUAAAAAAGUGCAAUUAAUUGAUGCUUUAAAAGAAUUACAGGUUCAUGAGGGAAAUACGGAUUUUCUGAUACCAGAAUAUCGCAGUAUUCUAGAAGAGGCAGAUCAUCUACAGGAAGAAUACAAAAAGCAACCUGCACAUCUUGAAAGAUUAUAUGGUAUGAUCACAGAUCUUUUCAUAGAUAAAUUUAAAUUCAAAGGCACAAAUGUAAAAUCUAAAGUACCUCUUCUACUGGAGAUUCUGGACAGUUACGACCAAAAUGCAUUGAUUGCUUUCUUUGAAGCAGCAUGAAAUAUAACCAAGGUAAUGUCCCAAAGAAGUGAUCUUUUUAAAUGAAAAGUGUUAGAAUUACAAGCUAACUGUACAUACUUUUAGUUUAAAUGCUUUUUAAUCUUAUCUAAAAAUAUUUGAGCUAUAAUUAUUUUAGUAAUUCUUCUAUUUCUUUGGACAAAUGGAACUUUUCUAAAACUAAAGAGUAUUUUUAUUUUUAAAACACAAGUAGAAUGAUUAUAAGUAGGAUUUUAAUAAGUUUUGGAAAGUAGCUGUUUUAAUUUUUUAAUUGAGAAAUAUUUGGAAAAAUAAAAAAUAUUGAAAUAUUUUACAAGGUAAACACACGCAUAAAUGUAUAAACUUGCUUUAUAGGUUUCAAAAUGUAUGUUUACAUAUCACUGUAUUUUAUCUUCACAAUUGUUCUAUAAGUUUGUGAAAUCAUAGAAGAAAACUGAUUUCUUAGUGAGGUUACAUAAGGACAUGCUAGCAUUUUAUAAAGCUGGGACCCAAACCCAAGUGGUUGUACCUGUUUUCUGUCUUGGUUAGUAUAUACGCUCAUCAACCAGCAUAUGCAAUCUACCAAUUAUUUUUUCUAGGAGUUAGGGUUGAUUUGCAACUGAUUUCUCUGUUUGGUAAUGUUUUAUGACCCUGCUGUGGUUUAUGAAAUGCUUGACUUGACUUAGUGCUGUAAAUUGUGGCCAGGAAAGUAAGCAGAGCUUGCACAGAGUAGGGGGAUCUUAAUUUGUGCUGUGACUAAUUGAGCUAUACAAAUGUAUUAUAUAUAGAUGAAAGGUGCAGAAAUAGUGAUGGCUUCUUAGAUUUUCCUGUACUAGUGUCCUGUAAUUCCCUUAUCAUUUGUGAAGGAAAAUACGUAUUUAAGGCUACAGAAGUUUUGUUCCUUAAUUUUAAUUCAUAUUUAUUUAUUUUAGGGGAAAAGGUUUUAAAAUGGCAUAAAUAUGGUGGGAAAUAAGCUAUUCUUUACGUUUUCAAGAAGGGCAGAGUCAAGAAUUUUUCAGAAAAUAAUGCUUCUUAAUUAUAUACUCUUAUGUUUAUUAAUUAUGUGCCAGCCUUGUAUAUAAACAUUUGUUAAAGGCACAUGUAAUUAGUUAAGAGAGUUUUUAUUUUAAUAAGGUCAUAUUAUUUGUACUAUAUUUAAACAGCUUUCAUUCCUGAAUGAAGCGUAUCAUUGUAUCUCAGUCGCUAGAAUUUCACUGUGUUUCUUGUUGGCUUCCACAGCUUGGGGAAAAAUAGAUAAAAAUAAAAACUGUCUUAUUUGAA
Nycticebus coucang (slow loris) is the source of this 3566-nucleotide messenger RNA. It is a transcript of the gene BBS7, whose product is annotated as Bardet-Biedl syndrome 7. Gene Ontology annotation, molecular function: protein binding. The record is from RefSeq and is a predicted model, not a curated record. Bases 162 to 2309 code for a protein of 715 amino acids. The transcript has 19 exons. Lineage: Eukaryota; Metazoa; Chordata; Mammalia; Primates; Lorisidae. Gene Ontology annotation, biological process: intracellular protein localization; non-motile cilium assembly; intracellular transport. Gene Ontology annotation, cellular component: axoneme; ciliary basal body; BBSome.